AUGUCGGGGCCCCCUUCUGUACCCUAUGGCCCGGGGCCCUCAGGCCAGCGCCCGGGGGCCCCUGGCUGGCGGCCUCCCCCGCAGCAGGACGGGGGCGGUUCCAUGAUGGGGGCCCCCCCUGGGGGCCCCCCUGGGGGCCCCCCUGGGGGUCCUGCGGGGGGCCCCCCCGGGGGCCCUCCCGGGGGCCCCCCCGGGGGCCCCGCGUCGCGGGGCCCCCCGGGGGCCCCCAUGGGGGCUGUACCCUUUGGGGGCCGGCUGCCCGGGGGCCCCUCCCCCGGGAUGGGGAUGGGGGGCCCCCCAUACGGGGCCCCCGGGGGCAUGGGAGGCUUCGCGGGUCCGCUGGGGGCCCCCUCGAUGGGGGCCCCCCCGUCGCUGGGCGGAGCCUCCGGGGCCCCGCUGGGGCCCCCGCUGGGGGCCCCCCUGGGGGCCCCCCUGGGGGCCCCCCUGGGGGCCCCCCUGGGGGCCCCCCUGGGGGGCCCCCUGGGGGCCCCCCUGGGGGGCCCCGGAGCCGCGUGGGGCCCCGUGGCCCCCGAAAUGGCCGCAGUGGGAAUGACUGCAGUGAACUUAAAGCGGCUGAAGUACCUCCAGCCGAAAGCAGUGGAUGGUUCGAUUCCCCCUAACUGCACUAUUUAUGUUUCGAACAUUAAUGAUCGAGUCAAACUCCGCGAGUUGAAGGAAAACUUGAAGUCCAUGUUUAAACAGUUCGGAGAAAUUCGGCAAAUUGUGGCCAUGGGCUCUUUCUGGAGAAGAGGCCAGGCCUGGAUUGUCUUCAAAGACGAAACUGCAGCAACAGCAGCACUUAAUGGCAUGCAAGGAUUUGUCUACCACGGCCAGCCACUACACAUAAACUACGCGCUGGCCAAAAGCGACAUCAUAGCCAAAGAAGACGGUACAUACACCCCGAGGCCCCCGGGGCCCCGAAAGCCGCGGAGGGUUCGGGAAAAGGAGGAGCAGCAAAAGCUGCUGUUUCUGCAGCUGCAGCAGCAGUACCUCGCUCUCAAGAGCCCUUCGGGGCUGCCGCCGCAAGCCACAGGGUCCACAAACCCUGCUGCUCUUGUUGCUGCUGCUCGGCAGCAGCAGCAGCAGCAGCAACAGCAGCAGCAGCAGCAGCAAGGUGCUGCUGACGGCGCAGCAGCAGGCUCUCAAGGCCCCGCCGAAGGCCUUAUAGACAUUCGAGCUAUUCUUUUCAAAAAAGUUGCUUUUGUGGAAUAUGCUUCCGAGGCCCUGGCUGCCAAGGCCCUCAGCAGUAAGCAGCAGCAGCAGCAGCAGCAGCAGCAGCAGCAGCAGCGGAAGCAGCAGCAGCAGCAGCAGCAGCGGAAGCGGCAGCAGCAGAUGCAUGCGUCUUUGUCUCACUUUCUGUAUUUGCGCUUUUCCGCCUUCCCAGGGCUUGUUUUGGGUUUUAUUGGAGAUUUGUAUAUUGCAUUUGUUUGUUUUAUUUAA
This is a messenger RNA of Eimeria necatrix, 1440 nucleotides long. RefSeq names its product small nuclear ribonucleoprotein U1A, putative. The transcript has 6 exons. The coding region runs from base 1 to 1440 and encodes 479 amino acids. The record is from RefSeq and is a predicted model, not a curated record. Gene Ontology annotation, molecular function: RNA binding. NCBI's taxonomy places the organism in Eukaryota, Apicomplexa, Conoidasida, Eucoccidiorida, Eimeriidae.